Molecule: messenger RNA, 1618 nt
Organism: Hydractinia symbiolongicarpus
Lineage: Eukaryota; Metazoa; Cnidaria; Hydrozoa; Anthoathecata; Hydractiniidae
Product: dnaJ homolog subfamily C member 9-like
Exons: 2
Coding region: 354-1160 (268 amino acids)
Cellular component (GO): nucleus; cytoplasm
Molecular function (GO): heat shock protein binding
Source: RefSeq, a predicted model, not a curated record
AAAAUGUAAAAAACUGAAAUUGGUUAAUAUGUCUUGCAUUAUAUUAAAAAUAAGAGGUUAGUCUUGUAAAGAACACAAGUGCAUCCGUGGUGUACUCAUGAAGUUUGCAUAUGGGGUUGCUUGUGUUACAAUUGUGUCAGCCUUUCAUUAUUUGUUUAUUGUUUCAUAAGUUUAAGGUUUAUUUUUUACACAUGUAUUUUUUUUUGCUCACUUGUUUUUUAGAAAAAAGGGAGGCUGUUGUGGGUGGGAGUCAAGUGAAAUUUAAUUAUUUUUUUUAAAUAAAUACUGCAUGUUUUAUCAUAUUUUUUCUCUUUCCAUUAAUUUUUAAUAUUUCUUUUCAGUUUUUUAUAAAAAUGGCAUUCUUUGAUGAAGUUGAAAAGAAUUUUGGUAGCAAAUGUUUUUAUAAAGUGCUUGGUAUAACAAAAGAGGCGGACAGCAAACAAAUCAAAAAAGCCUAUUAUAAGCUUUCUUUACAAUGUCACCCUGAUCGAGCUUCAAGCGAAAACAAGGAAAACAAUACUAUCAAAUUUCAAAUUCUGACAAAAAUUCACUCUGUUUUAAGUAAUUCAGAGCAACGUGCUGUUUACGAUGAGACGGGAGAAUUGUUGGAUGAAAGUGAUAUAUGUACACAGGAUCGUGACUGGGAAUCAUAUUGGCGGCUUCUGUUUAAAAAAAUUAGUAAGGCAGAUAUUGAAACGUUUCACAAUGAAUAUAAAGAUAGCGAAAAAGAAAAAGAGGAGAUAAAGAAGUGUUAUCUGGGAUCCGAAGGUGAUUUGGACCAAAUAAUUGAAAACGUGUUAUGUGCAUCUUAUGAGGAUGAGGAGCGAUUUAAAUCCAUUAUUCAGAAGUGUAUUGAUAGUGAUGAACUUCCAAGUUUAGAAAAGUUUACAAAUGAAAAUACUUCAAAAAGAAAUAAGAGAAAGAAAAAGGCGGCCAAGGAGGCUGAAGAAGCUGAAGAACAUGCCAAAGAAAUUGGACUUUCUGUAGACGGAGACUUAAAAAGUUUGAUACUACAGAGGCAAGGUAAUCGAGAAAAAGAAAUGAACAGUUUCUUCAAUGAUCUUGAGGCUAAAUACUGCCAACCGAAAGCAAAGAAGACAAGCAAGAAAAGUGCAAGUUCGACAGCGAACAGCAAAAGUACGAAACGAAAGAGAAAGUAGUUGAUUGGUUGUUUUCUGUUCACGUUUUGUUCCUUCACCAGGGAAUUAAAUAAAAAUACGAACGGUUAAAAAGCCUAAGAAUUAUGGGGAGGUUACAUGUUACGUAUUUUUUUCAGUAAAAAAAAUAUUUGUAUACAGAAAAAGUUUUACCCUCUUUAUAUUUAUAUUUUUUGUAAAUAUAUGUGCUAAUGGCUGAUUUUUUACCAUCUGAUAUUUUAAUUAAGUACAAGUUUUUGUUUGCCUGUUAAAAAAAUUUCCUAGUAUUGAAUUUUUCUUGUAGUUUCUAAACAAAGAGGAUCAUAAGAAAAAAAAUUACAAAUUUUAGAGGGAGGUGUUCUCAUUUUUGUUAAUUUUUUUUUGUUACGAAACACGAGUGGGAUGUAAAAAUUAUUGCUUCAUAAGGACACGCAAUAUGUAAAAAUACUUGGAAUAAUAUAAAUAUUUUGAAACAGAAGUAA